Molecule: messenger RNA, 3074 nt
Organism: Hydra vulgaris (swiftwater hydra)
Lineage: Eukaryota; Metazoa; Cnidaria; Hydrozoa; Anthoathecata; Hydridae
Product: GATA zinc finger domain-containing protein 14
Source: RefSeq, a predicted model, not a curated record
GUUAAAAAUUAAGCAAUCAAAUCCAGGCAUGAUUUUGGCAGUCGUAAAGAUGGUGCACUUACGUUAAUAAUGAAAAUUUUUAUAAUUAAUUAGGAUUAGCUAAUUGCAAAUGAGGUUAUUUUAAUGGUUUUUAUGUUAGAAUAUAAUAUGGAUAGUACCAAAACAAGAGCGAAAACCAUUGAAGCCCUUCGACAACAUUUUCACGACCUUAACGAAAGACGCAUUGAAGUUAACAGUCAUUACGCUUCAACCCAACCUUUAAUAGAAGCAGAAGAUAAAGCCCAAGCCGAUCAACUACUAGCACUAGCUCGUAGAAAUCAGGCUUCUAAACCCAAUAAGCCGAAGCAGUAUGCUGCUCAUAAACAUGUAAAAAAUGGUUCAAAUGAUCAACAAAACGGUGACAAAGAAAAAAUAUUUGAUAGUACUAAUGAAAUAAUACAGAGCGGUUCACAAAAAAGACCCUAUGAACUCUAUAAUGGUUCUAUUGAUGAAACGUUAAUGAAAGUAUCGCGUCGAAAUGAUAAUAACCAAACGUUUCAAAAUAUGUCAAAUAUGACUUAUGAUAUGAAUUCUAAUAUUCAACCAAAUAUGAACCCUUUUCAACAAGUAAACCUAGCAAAUUCUAAAACAAACAAAUCAAACAGUAAUAUGAAAACUACUCCUGCAAUGAAUCUCAAUAAUAUGAUGAAUAAUAUUACUUCAAAUGAUAUUUUAACAGAUAGUUUUAAAAAAAUUGAAAAAGUACCAAACUUUAACCAUGUUAAAACGGAAUGUGCAACAACUGUUUCCUAUAGCACUGUUAGUUCAUCUGGUCAAACAAAAGAAAGCAUUAAAACUCUCUCAAGUGUCGGAUAUAAAAAUGAUAUGGAUGACCUUAAUACCAUUGGUGGGUUUGCAUUGUAUGGCGAAUUAACUGGUAACAAUUCUAAAAAUAUAAAAACUGAAAUCCAAGUUGAUGCCAAUCAUUCUACCCCUAAUACAAUGAAAGUUGAUUCAUCUAACAUUGUACAAGCAAAUACUUUGAAUUCUCAAGCUAACUCCUCAAAUAUUCUGCAAGCCAAUAGAAGAAUUUUAUCUAAUCCUGAUAUUACAAAUAAUGGUAAUAGUUCCCAUUCUAAACCAAGUCCUCAAAUGCAAAAUAUCGAUAUUUCAAAUCAACAUAACCUUUCUUCAAUUAGGAAUGUUAAUCUUAACACAAUAAAUGCUGUUUUAAUGAAUCAACAAAACCAAAACAAAUUUAACAACAUACAAACUCCCCUAAACAGUACUUCUCAAAGUCCUUUAAAUGUCCAAUCUCCUAAUACAAGUUUAAUGCAACAAUCAAAUAUGGUUUUAAAUAAUUCUUCAUCUACCCAACUUGAUUUACCACCAACCUUGCAACAAUCUACCAUACGUCCGCAAAAUAUUGAUAGAAUGAAUAGACAUCAACAAGCUAUUAUGGGUAACAUGAUUGAUAUGAAUAAUCCUUAUGUUCAAAAUACGACUGGUCCCGCUCGCGAAAAACUCCAAGAACACAUAAAGAAGCGACAAGAGUUUGUUUUACGACAGCAGUAUCAGCAACAAAUUUCUCGAAAUCAUUACAUAAACCAACAAUAUUUAUCAAAUCAAAUGCAAAAUAACUUACAGCAGCAGCAAAAUUUUCAAUUUCCCAAUGAAUUUGAGUCUUAUAAUCACAAAAUGUAUGAUCAAUUUGGAAUGCCUGUCCAACAAAAUUCUUCAAUCGGUUUUUAUCCACCAGGUUAUCAAAUAGACACAGGAUCAAAUCAAAUGUUUCAAAACAAUACUCCCUUGGGGUAUUCACAGCAAAAUCGUGCUGGUGCAAUGCUCCACAACUUUAUGCUUGAUCAGCAAAUGAACCAAAUGUAUAACAAUCAGUUUAGCGGCAAUACUCGACAAGGUAAUCACGUACAGAUGUUUAAUAAUAUUACAAAGUCUCCUCCUCAAUAUCCUGGUCAAGAUAUUGAUACGGGACUUAUGCUUAUGAAUCAACCCAUUCAAACUGGUUCUAAACUUUCUCAUUUUUCUCAACCAGAUAAUACCGGAAUUGGUAUGAGCUCAACUAAUCCUAUGGUCAUUGGGAACACUACUCCAGUAAUAAAUCAAAAUCUACAAAUGCACGUAAGAAAUCCGAUUACAAACCUUAACCGAUAUUCUGCUCCUCCGCCUCUUCAACGUUCUGUAAGCAUUCCUGCAAACAGUGCAAAUUUGCCUGGAAGUCCUCAACAUUUUAAUAAUUACGCUAGCAAUCAGGUAGACUCUUCUUUAGUUAACUUAAAUAAUAAUAAUCAAAGCUACAAUCAAAAUUGGAGUAACGAGCAACGUCAGAUGAUGUUUAUGCAUAGUCGCCAACAACAACUUCAUCAACAACAAAUUAACUUUAAUGCGCAACAACAUCCUUCCACGUUAUCGCAAAAUUUUCAAAAUACCUUAAACAAUGAAUUUUUACAAGCUACAAAAACAAACUCUGUAGACUCUGAUUUAAACUAUGUUCGUACUUUUAAUAAUAAUUCCCGGAACUUUGCACAACAGAAUUCUCAUAACAUGUCACAAAAUGAACUACCAACUAAUCUUAUGAACGGAGACAAUUCAAAUGUAUCUGAUACUGAUAACAGACAUGUUCCGCAGACCGUUGUUUCUCCUGUAAAAUCCUUAUCUAGUAAUAUGAUGGAGGCACCUCUAACACAUGUCAAUAAUUCCGAUGAGGUUUCUGACUUAGAUAAUAUAUUAAAUAACCCGCCCGAGCAUUUUGAUUUGUUAGAAAUAUUGAUGUAAUAUACAAAAUGUUUACAGAUUUUUAUUUUUAAAUCUCAUGGUUCUAAAAUCCAUAUUGGAUGUUGUGGUGUGUUGUUUUCUGUUCGGUAAUUAGUCGUAAUUUUUCUUAAUGAGUUUCUUAAUGUUUUUGGAGUAUUUAUUUAGAAGCAAUUACUGCGCUGCGAAAUAUAUGCCUUCAUGUGAAGCAAACGCUAUUUAUUUUAUCGGAUUUCUUUAAAUCCUUUUAGUUAUUUGUUUAAAAUUUUAUACGCUGAAAUUUUGUUAUUUGUAAUUAUCUUAAUUGAUUAAAUGUUUUUAAAUUG